CGCCCCCGGUCUGCAGGGGCAAUCAACAAAUGCAGCCGUGCAGACAACGACUCAGAAAGAAACGGCCAACUGGCAGCAACAAAGGCACAAACAAGGUGAACAGACAACAAAUAUUGAAUUAUUGUGUUGCCUGUCCUGUCCCCUGCCGGCGUCGACCACAGGAACGCUGUGCGCCGUGUUGAUUGUUUCGACGGUCCAACGUCCGCUGCGACUACCCACUAGUAGGUCAACGUCCAAAACUCGCGACGACCGGGCGCACAACUGAUCGCGACUUCACUACUGCUCCGAAGACGCCAUUAUCGAUAUCAUAUUGUCGUCUGUUCGUGGUUCGACCGGAGUCUAGAAAUUUUUCCGGAAAUCACGUCGAACAAUCGCCAUGCAGUUUCAAUUCAACAGCAACAAUCACGUCGGGCAGGUGCUGAAGAUCGACAACACGUUGACGGCCGAUGGAUACGAGAACAACCACGAUUUAAGAAACAAUUUACGAUUGAUAAUUGACGAUAUGGGAAAAGUGUCGGCCAUGACUCAACAUUUGGAGUCACCAAUCACCAGUGCUGAAAAGCUUAUUAAUUCUGAUCAUGUUAUUUACAUGAUGACCGAACAAAAUACACCGGCAAAUUUUGCUGUUAUUGGAUAUUUGAAGAUGGGUUGGAAAAAGUUGUUCCUUCACAACAACAAACAAGGUACCCGUUCGGAAACUUCGGUUUAUUGUUUGUUGGAUUUUUACAUCCAUGCAUCUAAACAGCGUCAAGGUUACGGAAAACAACUAAUUGGAUACAUGUUACAGGAUAUAAAAUUACAUCCCAAGCAUUUGGUUAUUGACAAGCCAACCACAAAUCUAUUGCAGUUCAUGUGGAAACAUUUUCAACUAUCAAAAUUGGUAACCCAGGAAAACAAUUUUGCUGUCUACGAGGAUUUCUUUGAUGAAUUGGACGAAAACCAUGACAAUACUGGAAACAGAACAUCAGGAUAUAAUCGUCUACCAACAUUUGGACGUCAUGGAGCUCAUAAACAUCAUGAUUCAAUGGGUGAAAUCAUACAAAGUACAGGGCCUUCUUCUUCUGUGAUGCACGACUAUAACAAUGUCAACCAUAACAACUUUGCUCAUCACCAGUUCAAAGAAGUGAAACCGCAUACUGAACAAGCUUUAGGCUCACUUCAAAUCAAUAAGUAUGGUGACUAUGUAGAGAGAGAUCUUAAAUACCAUCACAGCUCUACAUAAUGCAAACAACUAUUAAUUAAAGUUUAGAAUCUUAAACUUAAUCCACAUUAGUAUACAAUUAUAGAUUCACACAAUUGUACUCUAUACAUAAUAGGCAUAUUGACAUAUUGUAUUUAAAUAAUUACUAUAGGUAAUGGCUAAAAUAUUCAUUAUUUUU
Messenger RNA from Myzus persicae (green peach aphid), 1379 nucleotides. RefSeq names its product alpha-tubulin N-acetyltransferase 1-like. The transcript has 10 exons. Gene Ontology annotation, molecular function: tubulin N-acetyltransferase activity. Gene Ontology annotation, biological process: alpha-tubulin acetylation. Bases 377 to 1222 code for a protein of 281 amino acids. Lineage: Eukaryota; Metazoa; Arthropoda; Insecta; Hemiptera; Aphididae. Gene Ontology annotation, cellular component: microtubule. The record is from RefSeq and is a predicted model, not a curated record.